AUGGCGCCCACAGUCUCAUUAGUAAACAAGCUCAAGGUGCAGCUCAAGCUGUCGAUAUCGCGACUACGCAUGGUACAACAAAAGGACAGCGCAAAAGUGAAGCAGCAAAGAAGAGACAUGGCGCAGCUAAUCGAGGCCGGCAAAGUACAAUCAGCACGAAUACGAGUCGAAAACAUCAUCCGCACAGACAUAACCACCGAACUACACGAGAUACUAGAACUCUACUGUGAACUCCUCCUCGCACGGUCGCAGCUCCUCGAAUCGCAGGUUUCAUCUUCGAACACGACGACGUCGGCCACAUCGGGCAUGCUGGAUCCCGCGCUGGAGGAAGCAGUAAGAAGCAUAAUAUACGCCGCGCCGCGCACGGAGAUCAAAGAGCUACACACCGUGCGAGCGCUGCUGGUGGAGAAGUUUGGGAAAGAGGUGGCGCUGGCUAGUAUGGAGGGUGAGGGCGUCGCGGAGAGAGUGGUGAAGAAGCUGCGGGUCGAGACGCCCAAGGAGGAGCUGGUCGAGGCGUAUAUGGCGGAGAUUGCGAAAUUCUAUGGUGUGGCGUAUGGGUCGGCGGCAAAGAGCGAUGAUGAUGAUGAUGGGGAGGAGGAUGACGAUGAACCGGCGGGCGGCAUAGCGGAACAAGAGCUCGAGGACCCAUUGAUGACAGAUGAUGCAGGCAAGAGCAAGAAAGAAGAAGAGAGGGAAGCUCUCGCAAAAGCUACAACGCCCAAGAAACUCGGUCCGCAAAGUCCGCUGCGCGUUGUGCCGCCAAGUCCCAGUACGGAUAAUGUGGCGCCUCGGUUGAAGUUACCGGGGAGUGCAGCGGCGAAGAUUGCAAAGACUGAGGCUACGAAGAAACCGCCGGCAAAGAAGGAGGAUGGGUUGGGAAAGAUACCUGAUGUAGAUGAGCUUGCUAGACGGUUUGCGGAGCUCAAACGCUAGUCAGAAAGCGGGAUAUGACGGGCAUUUAAUUAUGGUUUACAUUGUUUUGAUAUCAUGGAUAUAUGUUGGCAGAAGGCUGGAUAAGAUUGACGACGACCUUUUCCCGCUUGGUAAAUCUUUGUUUUA
Pyrenophora tritici-repentis Pt-1C-BFP is the source of this 1059-nucleotide messenger RNA. Lineage: Eukaryota; Fungi; Ascomycota; Dothideomycetes; Pleosporales; Pleosporaceae. The record is from RefSeq and is a predicted model, not a curated record.